UGAGUACCCAGAGACAUGUGCAACAACCUUCUGGCGGUCUCUUUGGAGGCUUUGGGACUGCUAUGCCGGCCAAUCGGCCUCAGUCUGGAAACCUCGGACAACAGUGGGUUGGUCUCUUUGGUCAAAAACAGGCGCAACCCCAGUCCUCUGGUGGCCUCUUUGGAGGAGGAGCACUUUUCAACUCUGUUCCGGAGCAGGUGCCAUCCCAACCUUCUGGCCUCUUCGGAGGCCCGACUACCACCCCCCUUGUGCACCAGCCAGAAGACCCGAGCUCUGGUAUCUUACAGUCCAAGCCGGCGCAAUCUGUGACUUCGGGAGCAGAGCCUACCCGGGCGAAAUCCCCUGGUAAGGAGAAUGAGCCCGAGGGUCCUCACCUCAAACACUCGUUUCUCGAUCUCCUCCAAACUGGCAAAUACAGCGAUUACACGAUCAUGACUGAUACACACAAGUGGAAUGUCCACAUGGCAAUUCUCGCCUCCAAAGCUGGCGAUCUGGUUCCCAAGGAUGCAGCGCCAGGUGGAACCGUCAACUACAAACGCUGGGACCGUAUCAUCAUGGACCGUGUCGUCGAAUUCAUCUAUUCCGGUGACUACGAUACUUACGUGGAGCCAAACACUUUUGCGGAGGUCAGCUAUGGCACCACAAUUGACGCACUCAAGAAGAAGAAGAAGCUACCACUAAGAUAUCACCUCUUCUUCUUCGCUGCGGGCAUCGGAUACUCGAUUCCAGGUCUGGCUGAAUUGGCGCUGGAAAAGGUGAAGCAACAUUUCGAGGGUUCAGAGUUUGUCGAAGCCGAAGCGAGAUCUUGCUACAUCUGGAACGUCGACAUGGCUUUUCGUUCAGAGUUUCACCCAUACUGGCCCGACGAGUUCCCAAUGACGAAGCUGGAUACACGGAUGUGCAACUGCUUGAAGGAGGUUGCAAUCGCUCAAGGUGUGUCGGCGUCGUUAUUUCAUGCUUAAGACGGAGCGAUGAGGGUUCCUUCGGGUCCUCAAAAAAAGUGACUACGGGAUUCAGCCUUCGAGUAUCGGUGUGGUUCGAUACCCACGGUCUUCCAUAUCACACUCCGCAUCAUAAGGCUGGAGUCCGUGUCAAGAUGCUAAUUACAUAGACCCGGUAGGUCCGAGGUAGACCAAGAUAGGUCUAAUCACUGAUUAUCCA
Messenger RNA from Mytilinidion resinicola, 1161 nucleotides. RefSeq lists its product as uncharacterized. The transcript has 3 exons. NCBI's taxonomy places the organism in Eukaryota, Fungi, Ascomycota, Dothideomycetes, Mytilinidiales, Mytilinidiaceae. Bases 63 to 962 code for a protein of 299 amino acids. The record is from RefSeq and is a predicted model, not a curated record.